Messenger RNA from Aethalodelphis obliquidens (Pacific white-sided dolphin), 2006 nucleotides. It is a transcript of the gene PRPF31, whose product is annotated as pre-mRNA processing factor 31. The coding region runs from base 224 to 1723 and encodes 499 amino acids. NCBI's taxonomy places the organism in Eukaryota, Metazoa, Chordata, Mammalia, Artiodactyla, Delphinidae. The record is from RefSeq and is a predicted model, not a curated record. Gene Ontology annotation, cellular component: U4/U6 x U5 tri-snRNP complex; U4 snRNP; precatalytic spliceosome. Gene Ontology annotation, biological process: spliceosomal tri-snRNP complex assembly; mRNA splicing, via spliceosome. The transcript is spliced from 13 exons.
GUCCUGGGAAGUGGUUUCAUGGAUUCAUUCAGCAGGCGUUCCCUGAGCAUCUGUUAUGUGUCAGGCACAGUUAGGAGCUAGAGAAAAAAGCAGAAGAGUGUACCUGUCCUUGUGGAGCCUGCAUGCUGGUGAGGUUGAUCAAGAAGGACCAGGGCCACCUGGCAGGGGAGGCCUGUCCCAGUAAUGAGAGGGAAUCCCGCUCGCCCUGCCCGCAGGCCUCGGGAUGUCUCUGGCCGACGAGCUGCUAGCUGACCUCGAGGAGGCGGCAGAAGAGGAGGAAGGAGGAAGCUACGGGGAGGAAGAGGAGGAGCCGGCGAUCGAGGAUGUGCAGGAGGAGACCCAGCUGGAUCUUUCCGGAGAUUCGGUCAAGAGCAUCGCCAAGCUGUGGGACAGCAAGAUGUUCGCUGAGAUCAUGCUGAAGAUUGAGGAGUAUAUCAGCAAGCAGGCCAAAGCUUCGGAAGUGAUGGGACCGGUGGAGGCGGCCCCCGAGUACCGGGUCAUUGUGGACGCCAACAACCUGACGGUGGAGAUCGAGAACGAGCUGAACAUCAUCCAUAAGUUCAUCCGGGAUAAGUACUCGAAGCGAUUCCCCGAACUGGAGUCUCUGGUCCCCAAUGCACUCGAUUACAUCCGCACCGUCAAGGAGCUGGGCAACAGCCUGGACAAGUGCAAGAACAACGAGAACCUGCAGCAGAUCCUGACCAAUGCCACUAUCAUGGUCGUCAGCGUCACUGCCUCCACCACCCAGGGGCAGCAGCUGUCGGAGGAGGAGCUGGAACGGCUGGAGGAGGCCUGUGACAUGGCGCUGGAGCUCAACGCCUCCAAGCACCGAAUCUAUGAGUACGUGGAGUCGCGCAUGUCCUUCAUCGCGCCCAACCUCUCCAUCAUCAUCGGGGCGUCCACCGCCGCCAAGAUCAUGGGGGUGGCCGGCGGCCUGACCAACCUCUCCAAGAUGCCCGCCUGCAACAUCAUGCUGCUCGGGGCCCAGCGCAAGACGCUGUCCGGCUUCUCAUCCACCUCAGUGCUGCCCCACACCGGCUACAUCUACCACAGCGACAUCGUGCAGUCCCUGCCCCCGGAUCUCCGGCGGAAGGCGGCCCGGCUGGUGGCUGCCAAGUGCACGCUGGCAGCCCGAGUGGACAGUUUCCAUGAGAGCACGGAGGGGAAGGUGGGCUACGAGCUGAAGGAUGAGAUCGAGCGCAAGUUCGACAAGUGGCAGGAGCCGCCGCCCGUGAAGCAGGUGAAGCCGCUGCCUGCACCCCUCGACGGGCAGCGUAAGAAGAGAGGCGGCCGCAGGUACCGCAAGAUGAAGGAGCGGCUGGGGCUGACUGAGAUCCGGAAGCAGGCCAACCGCAUGAGCUUCGGGGAGAUCGAGGAGGACGCCUACCAGGAGGACCUGGGCUUCAGCCUGGGCCACCUGGGCAAGUCGGGCAGCGGGCGGGUGCGGCAGACACAGGUGAACGAGGCCACCAAAGCCAGGAUCUCCAAGACGCUGCAGCGGACCCUGCAGAAGCAGAGCGUGGUGUACGGCGGCAAGUCCACCAUCCGCGACCGCUCCUCGGGGACUGCUUCCAGCGUGGCCUUCACCCCACUCCAGGGCCUGGAGAUUGUGAAUCCACAAGCAGCGGAGAAGAAGGUGGCUGAGGCCAACCAGAAGUAUUUCUCCAGCAUGGCCGAGUUCCUCAAGGUCAAGGGUGAGAAAAGCGGCAUCAUGUCCACCUGAGGGGCGGUGCCCUGGGCCUUCUCCCGCUGAAGGGACACAGAGGCCCCACCUCUCUGAAGGGAUCGGGGUCAGGAUGGGGCUGGGAGGUUCCGGCAAGGAGAGCCGCCUCGUGCCGGCCGGUGCUGGGACUGUCCGGCGAGGCACGGGAGAAGGCCCGGCCCCGGAGCACAGAGAUCGCCGCCCCACUCACACACACAGCCAGCCUUCAUCACGCAUCUUUUUUAUUUUAACCGGGAAAGGAAAUACCUUUGGAAUAAGUGCAAUUAAAAGCACAUUGUCAGGA